AUGGCAUUUAGAAAAUCAAAUGUGUAUUUAAGUUUAGUGAAUAGUUAUAUUAUUGAUUCACCACAACCAUCAUCAAUUAAUUAUUGAUGAAAUAUGGGUUCAUUAUUAGGUUUAUGUUUAGUUAUUCAAAUUGUAACAGGUAUUUUUAUGGCUAUGCAUUAUUCAUCUAAUAUUGAAUUAGCUUUUUCAUCUGUUGAACAUAUUAUAAGAGAUGUGCAUAAUGGUUAUAUUUUAAGAUAUUUACAUGCAAAUGGUGCAUCAUUCUUUUUUAUGGUAAUGUUUAUGCAUAUGGCUAAAGGUUUAUAUUAUGGUUCAUAUAGAUCACCAAGAGUACUAUUAUGAAAUGUAGGUGUUAUUAUUUUCAUUUUAACUAUUGCUACAGCUUUUUUAGGUUAUUGUUGUGUUUAUGGACAGAUGUCACAUUGAGGUGCACUAGUUAUUACUAAUUUAUUCUCAGCAAUUCCAUUUGUAGGUAACGAUAUUGUAUCUUGAUUAUGAGGUGGGUUCUCAGUAUCUAACCCUCUAAUCCAGAGAUUCUUUGCGUUACAUUAUUUAGUACCUUUUAUCAUUGCUGCAAUGGUUAUUAUGCAUUUAAUGGCAUUACAUAUUCAUGGUUCAUCUAAUCCAUUAGGUAUUACAGGUAAUUUAGAUAGAAUUCCAAUGCAUUCAUACUUUAUUUUUAAAGAUUUAGUAACUGUUUUCUUAUUUAUGUUAAUUUUAGCAUUAUUUGUAUUCUAUUCACCUAAUACUUUAGGUCAAAAUAUGGCCUUAUUAUUAAUUACAUAUGUAAUUAAUAUUUUAUGUGCUGUAUGCUGGAAAUCUUUAUUUAUUAAAUAUCAAUGAAAAAUUUAUAAUAAAACUCUAUAUUAUUUUAUUAUUCAAAAUAUUUUAAAUACAAAACAAUUAAAUAAUUUCGUAUUAAAAUUUAAUUGAACAAAGCAAUAUAAUAAAAUAAAUAUUGUAAGUGAUUUAUUUAAUCCCAAUAGAGUAAAAUAUUAUUAUAAAGAAGAUAAUCAGCAGGUAACCAAUAUAAAUUCUUCUAAUACUCACUUAACGAGUAAUAAAAAGAAUUUAUUAGUAGAUACUUCAGAGACUACACGCACACUAAAAAAUAAAUUUAAUUAUUUAUUAAAUAUUUUUAAUAUAAAAAAAAUAAAUCAAAUUAUUCUUAAAAGACAUUAUAGUAUUUAUAAAGAUAGUAAUAUUAGAUUUAACCAAUGAUUGGCCGGUUUAAUUGACGGAGAUGGUUAUUUUUGUAUUACUAAAAAUAAAUAUGCAUCUUGUGAAAUUCUUGUAGAAUUAAAAGAUGAAAAAAUGUUAAGACAAAUCCAAGAUAAAUUUGGUGGUUCUGUAAAAUUAAGAUCAGGUGUUAAGGCUAUUAGAUAUAGAUUACAAAAUAAAGAAGGUAUAAUUAAAUUAAUUAAUGCCGUUAAUGGUAAUAUUCGUAAUAGUAAAAGAUUAGUACAAUUUAAUAAAGUAUGUAUUUUAUUAAAUAUCGAUUUUAAAGAACCUAUUAAAUUAACUAAAGAUAAUGCUUGAUUUAUAGGGUUCUUUGAUGCUGAUGGUACUAUUAAUUAUUAUUAUUCCGGUAAAUUAAAAAUUAGACCUCAAUUAACUAUUAGCGUUACAAAUAAAUAUUUACAUGAUGUUGAAUACUAUAGAGAAGUAUUUGGUGGUAAUAUUUAUUUUGAUAAAGCUAAAAAUGGUUAUUUUAAAUGAUCUAUUAAUAAUAAAGAAUUACAUAAUAUUUUUUAUCUUUAUAAUAAAAGUUGUCCUUCUAAAUCUAAUAAAGGUAAACGUUUAUUUUUAAUUGAUAAAUUUUAUUAUUUAUAUGAUUUAUUAGCUUUUAAAGCACCUCAUAAUACUGCUUUAUAUAAAGCUUGAUUAAAAUUUAAUGAAAAAUGAAAUAAUAAUUAA
This is a messenger RNA of Saccharomyces cerevisiae S288C, 1917 nucleotides long. Lineage: Eukaryota; Fungi; Ascomycota; Saccharomycetes; Saccharomycetales; Saccharomycetaceae. The record is from the annotation of a RefSeq genome assembly.